CCAGUAACGCCAGCGAAAAAUAUUUACCAUGGUUAUUUUAGACGCGACGGCUGGGUAAUGGAGAAGUUAACCGGCCAAACCGGGGUAUAUGCGUAAACAGAACUUUGUAUACUGUAGUUGACAUGUCAUGAUAGUGGCCAAGAAAUCGGUUUUGUUCAAGAGAAUUUAUCUGGAGUCGUGUCCAUCAGACAUUGCAGUCUUCGACUAAACCUGUAUGCAUGAGCAUGGCAAGAUCUGGAACGAUUGGUAUCAUUAUAUUAAACCACUUUAAAGGGAAUCAUCUCCAGUAUUACAGAAGGUUCACCGGAAUGUGGACAUCAAGAUAGUGCUCAAAGUUUUGAUUUGAGAACAUCAGAAAGAGGAUUUAAUUUGCAGAAUCCUCCUUGACUAUUGGAGCAGGUAGAUACUUGCGGGCGAUCUUGCCAAAAUGGUGAAACUGACAAUAGACCUUAUCGCACGCUCGUCUGCGAAUGCGCGGAAGAAGAAAGACGAGGGGUUGUCAACGUACCUCAAGAAACUCACCCAUCUUUAUUUCUCUGAGAAGAACAUUGAUGAAAUUGAUGAUCUCUCACAAUGUCGAAGCCUCUCUGUCCUCUAUCUCUAUGACAACAACAUCUCAGUCAUCAAGAAUCUUGGCUUUGCCGGUAAUCUAACCCAUCUUUAUCUACAGAACAACCAGAUCACAAGAUUGGAAAAUCUCACUCCCUUACACAAACUAUCAAAAUUAUACGUAGGUGGCAAUAGGAUAGCUGUCCUGGAGGGUCUUGAGAAGUUACAGGAGUUGAAAGAGCUUCACAUGGAACAUCAAAGACUACCAACGGGAGAACGGCUGCUGUUUGAGCCAAGGACACUAGUAGCGUUAUCGAUGGGGCUUCAGGUGUUGAACGUCAGUGGCAACAAUCUCGAGGACAUCUCAGAGCUCGGCAUCCUACGUAGCAUCAUGCAGUUUGUCGCUUCGGACAAUAAACUUCGGGACAUGAGGGCGCUCUCCGCUCUCAUCAGCUCCUGGCCAAAGAUAUGGAGGCUGGAACUGGUAGGCAAUCCCAUCUGCAACAAGGCCAAGUACAGGGACAGAGUGAUAGUCAUGAAUACCAAACUAGCUGUCUUGGAUGGAAGAGAGGUCAGUGAAACGGAGAAGAAUUUUUUGUUGAGCUGGAAGGAAGCGAAAGACGCCAAGAAGCGCCAACGGAUAGAGGAAGCCAACAGGAUAAUGGAGAGUAGUCAAGAAAACAUUAUGCAAUCACAACGUGAGCUUCCCCCUGUCUUGCCACCCAAUGGCUCCCGCUGGAAUCGGGCGGCCGCCCCAAACAAGGUCUACAUGAUGCCUGGUAUGGUCGGGGGCAAGAAAAAGUUUGAUGCGGUGCUAGCCAAGUCUCACAUUCCCGCCUCGGCUCCUCAGGGCACCAGAACGAAUCCCCUAGAUAACCUCACCCUCGGUCGGAAAAGCUUGACUGAUUUAGAGCGGCCAGCAAGGAGUAUGCCGAUCCCUCCGCAAGCUCCGGUCUUCCUACCCGAUGAGCCUACUAUGAAUGGCUUGCCUAAUGGAGAACUGGACUUCAACCUCACUGGACAUGUCAUUUCUAUCACCUAGUACACCCCUACUAUCUUGAAAUGGACUCUGCCAGCAUACCGAAAUAGCAAUGGGUGUUGGAUCAAUCUAUUGUGAGAAGAGGGGAUAUUUUUAUGUCAGUAAAUAUUGAUGGAUUAUCACACCUAUUUUGUGGGAUGAGGCCUUUAUCCUUGAAUUUCCUCUGAUGUUGAAUCUGCUUGUACAUUGAACAAGAUAUCUGUUUUGAGGAAGUCUUGUGAAUGAAGGAAAGGAUCUUCAAUGAGGUAUAACCUUCUUGAUUAGCAUCUGUCUUUAAUGUAACAACCUUUCUGUCUUAUUUAAAUUCAAUUCGAUUCACUUUAUUCACAUCCAUUAAAAGGUACAAUAGUGGAGACCGGGGUUAGUUGGAACAUGGGAUAAGUUGAAACAUU
Molecule: messenger RNA, 1980 nt
Organism: Lytechinus variegatus (green sea urchin)
Lineage: Eukaryota; Metazoa; Echinodermata; Echinoidea; Temnopleuroida; Toxopneustidae
Gene: ppp1r42
Product: protein phosphatase 1 regulatory subunit 42-like
Exons: 8
Coding region: 428-1591 (387 amino acids)
Molecular function (GO): protein binding
Source: RefSeq, a predicted model, not a curated record